UCUGCUCUGCUCCCAUGGCUGACUCUCCCCUUAACCACUCCUGGCCUUCCUUCUCUAAGCUCUGGAUGAAGAGAUGGUCCUUCAAGAGAGCAUCCAAAUGCAAGCCAUGUAGCGAGUCAUGUGGGAAUCCUAGCACCCAGCUUAGUGCCCAGACUCCCAGUGGGAUCGGCUCUUCGUCUUCAUUACCUCCAGCCUCCAUCACAGAGGAUGUAUUCACUGAUAACACCAGCGAUGACCAGGAUGCAUCUUCAGUAGUCAGUGACUACGACUGUCCCUGUGUGGAAGCUGGCAGCAGCCUAGAGGACCUACAGGGCCUCAGUUCCUCCCUUAGAGACUCGGAAUAUUUCAAAGACCUGCAGGGAGAAUCAGCGGCUAUUGCAUCAUCAGAUGCCUCUACAUUACCUGAGAACAACGCGCAGCAAACUGUUGACUCACAAUUCUCCGUAAACAUUAAUUCCCAGACCAAUGAGCAACUAGCAAACACACCCCUGGCCACAAACUUCCUACAGAGUUUUACUGUCGACAGCAACGACUUCCCGGAUUCUGCACUUGGCCUGAAUUGGACACUUAAACUAAAUGGACUUCUAGGAUCCAUGGACACAGUGGAUGCAGUCACAGAGCUGGACACGAUAAAGGACACAGGCAAAAUGGAGCUGGAUGGAGAGCCAGACAUGGACAGCUUUCCCAUUUUGGUCAGAUCCAUGUCAACGUCUCGGAGGCACAGCUGGGGGGUCCCUCUGUCACCCCUCAGUUCUGCUAGGAGACUGAGUCUAGACACCGCAGCUAUAGACAGCGAUGAAGAGCGUGACGAUGAUGAAGAGCAACAGAGGAGUCUUUUCCAGUCCUGCCAGCAGCAGUCUGACAGCUUCUCAGCAGGGCCUGGAGAUGAGCCAGAUGGUUUCAGUCUGAGGGCCAUGGGUAGACCUAGCAGGCAGCUGUACUCUCGAUCGGAGAUCCUAGCCACUGAUGACUAUUCCCGAGCUGCACACAUCUCUCGUGUCGUCCAGACAUCCAAACAGGCCGCCAGGGCAGCAGGAGUGGCAGAGGAGUUUGACCCAGAGGAAAAUCUGCACUCUACAGAGGGACAAAGCCACAUGUUGAUGGUACAGAAAGUUCUGCAGGAGCUAAAGCUGUACUAUGGAGCAAAGCACAGAAACAACGGCAAUCCAGAUGCCAAAGAUUCAGGAAGUGUCACCUGGUACGAGUUCCUCUCCAAGGAGAAUGAGGAAGAGGAGGACCGAGCAGAAAAGGUUGAGAAAGGAACAAAGGUGAAAAGGACUCUAAGCUCCCUGAGGAGCAGGGUGACGGGUUCCUUCAAUAAAGAUAAGGGUAAGCAUCGAGAAAAAGAGCAGCAGAGAGAGAGGGUGAAGGAGAGAGACAGGGAGGCCAAAGAGAAAGUGUGCAGGACCGGCAGCCACAGCAACAGCAACGGGCAUUAUUUAAUACCAGGCUCCUUCUCCAGUUCCGCCACCUGCUCGCUGUGCAGCAAGAGCCUGCAGAAAAAGCAUGGUCUGCAGUGCAUGAAUUGUGCUGUGAACGUUCACAAGAGCUGCAAAUCUUUGCUUGGCGAGUGCACCAGCAGCAAGAACAAGAGAGAUCCUCACUUGAGGGGCGGUGGUUCAGCAUCUCCUAACCUUGCACUGAAAGACAAGGAGAGGGAUCAGGCAGGCACAGCCGCAUCUCAGGCUGCAGAUGGCCAGCGAGGGUUUCCCGGCACCCCAGGCAUGACCGUUAGUUUUUUUCCACCCACCAGUCAACCUUCAGCCAGCCUCAGCAGUAGCAGCGCUGCAGCUCCAGCUUCCAGCGUUGGUUCCAGCCUCCGUCACCACAGCAGCUCAGGAUCCCUUCCCGGGGACAUGGAUGAGGCAGAUGCUCUCCGCUCUAAACGUUGCAAUGACGACGCCAUUUCCCUCGCCCCCUCCAUCACAGAGUCCAUCAUCGUAGAAGAUUCUCACUAUGCAGCAGUGCGGGCUGACCUGGAGUCCGAUGCUCAGGACUUGGAGGCAGACUCCUGGAGUACAGCAGUCGAUCAGCAGUAUCUGAAGAAACAUACAAAGGACGUGGUGAAAAGGCAGGAUGUUAUAUACGAGCUAAUGCAGACCGAGAUGCACCAUGUGAGGACGCUAAAGAUAAUGCUGCGCGUCUAUGUCCGAGAGAUGAAGGAAAACCUCCAGAUGGACUCUGGCAGACUGGACUGUCUGUUCCCCCGCUUGGAAAACCUCCUGGACCUUCACACGCAUUUCCUGUCAUGUCUCAGAGAGCGGCGGAGGGAAAACCUUGUCUCACCCAGCGACAGGAACUACACUAUCAACAGAGUGGCAGACAUCUUAAUCACUCAGUUCUCAGGUGAAAUAGGAGAGAGGAUGAAGGACUGUUAUGGACAUUUCUGUAGCCACCACACUGAAGCUGUCAGCUUUUACAAGGAGCUGCUGCAAAACAAUAGAAGGUUUCAGAACCUCAUAAGGAAAAUCAGCAACUUAUCCAUCGUACGGAGGUUAGGAGUGACCGAAUGUAUUUUGCUGGUAACACAGAGGAUUACCAAGUAUCCAGUACUGGUGGAGCGCAUCCUCCACAACACAAGAGAGGGUACAGAGGAGCAUGAAGAUCUGACUCGAGCGGUGAGUCUGAUUAAAGACACCAUCAAAGAGGUGGACACACUGGUUAAUCUCCAUGAGAAGGAUUCCCGUCUCAGAGAAAUACACAACAAGAUGGAGCCAAAGGCACAGGGAAAGAUCAAAGAUGGCAGAGUGUUUCGCAGGGAGGACCUCGCUCAGGGCAGGAGGCGGCUGCUCCACGAGGGCACAGUGAGCUGGAAGGCUGCCUCUGGCAGACUCAAAGAUAUUCUGGCUGUCCUGCUGUCAGAUGUGUUGCUCCUACUUCAAGAGAAGGAUCAGAGAUAUGUAUUUUCCACAGUUGACAACAAGCCAUCAGUGAUUUCUCUCCAAAAGCUAAUAGUUAGAGAGGUGGCCCAUGAGGAGAAGGCCAUGUUUCUCAUCUGUGCUUCCUCAAGCGAGCCAGAGAUGUACGAGAUCCACACCACUUCUAAAGAGGAGCGAAACACUUGGAUGACGCACAUACGGCAAGCUGUAGAAAGUUGUCCUCAUUCUGAGGAGAGGCUGGUCAGUGAGGAAGAGGAGGCUCGUGCUUCUAGACUUAGAGAGUUUCAAGAGCGUCUGAGCCAGCGAGAUGCAGUGAUCACCCAGGCUCUCACAGAGAAGCUGCAGCUGUUCACAGAAAUGGCGGAGUCUGUGGCAGGUCUAGAGGACACGGCUUCCCGUUCUAGACUGCUGCUACGAGGAGACUCCUCAGACCUCCAGCAGGGAGAGACUCUACUCAAAGGAGCCAUCACUGAAGUUGAAAACCUGCAGAACUUGUUGCAGUCUGGAGUGAGGGAGGAGGCUCAGUCCACUCGAGCAGAGGAAGGAAGCGGUUCUGGGGUUCUGCCCAGGAGAGCGGGAACCUUUGGAGGCUAUGACAGCAGCCCGGCCAUCCUCAGUAAGAACGGCAGCGUAAAGAAGAGCUUCUCUGGCGAGUCUAGAAAUCGAGACAGGAGCCAGAGAGCCAGCUCAGACCCUCAGCUCAAAGACCUCUGUGGAAGCCACACCCUGGAGCAGACGGUUGAUCAGAGUUGCUCCUCUCCUCCAAAAUGGAACCGCAUCUGGUCCAACUCCUUCCCUGAAGCUGAGUUCUUUGACAGAGUGCUGAUGCUCUCCCAGAGGCUUUACAGCUUGCAGGCCAUCGUAUCCCAGCAGGACAGCCAGAUAGAGCUGCAGAGGGCCUCACUUACAGAGCGGGUGUCGUUACCUGGACGCCACAGAGGAAACGUGCUCCUAGAACAGGAGAAACAGCGAACUUUAGCUCUGCAGAGAGAGGAGCUGGCCAACCUGAACAAGCUUCAGUCUCAGCACAGGCAGGAGCAGCAGCGCUGGGAGAAGGAAAGGGAGAGGCACCGCCAGCAAGUGGAGGUGACCGAGGCCCGGCUACGGCAAAGAGAGGAGGAGUGCAGGAAACUUGAGGAGCAACUGGCUAAGGAGAAGGAGGAACUGGACCGGCAGAGAGAGACUUAUCAGAAGGACCUGGAGAGACUGCGGGUGUCCACCAGAGCUGUGGAGAAAGAAAGGGAGCGACUGGAAAACGUGAAAAAGAUGAAAAGGAAAACAAUCGAGGUUGCUCCUAUGUCUGGUAGUCUGAACGGGGAGCUCCUCUCAUCCUCUGGUCUCGCCGGCUCCACCUGUAUCUCCGAGUUGCCGCACUCCCAGAAGCCCAUAGUGCGGGCCAGUCUCUCCGUGGCUCAGGCUGACUACCCCGAGCGUCCAGAAGUCGCAGUGAGACGGGAGACUGGCUCCUCUACGCUUCCUCUACCCUUGAAAACUGAGGUGCCGCUCCACCUCUUCAGCACCACUAACCAGCAGCACAAACCGGUCGGGGUGCAGCAGCAGAUCCCCACCAAACUGGCAGCAAUCAACAGCGGUAAAGGGAAAGGAAGCAAAAGUGGGAAGGCGUCGCAUCGCACAGACAGCUCCACCUCGGUGGACAUGAAGCAGAUGCUCCCCCUGAAACUGUCUGCAAGAGAGGACAAUGUGCUGAAGGCCAAACGCUCCAUCAGCCCCCAUCAGCAGCCAGUUCAGUCCCACUCCCUGCAUCACCACUCAGAUCAGCUCAGUCCUCCAGACCAGGCUGGGUUAGACAGCCAGCCCACCUCCUCCAUCAGCUCCUCCUUCCCACCUAAUGUGCAGAAGCCGCCGGUGGCUGGUGUGCAGCCCUAUGCACCCUCCUCUGCACACCUUCUCCACUCUCAGAGUGCUGACCCCAUCUUGUCGCCCCCCCACCUGCAGCCACGCAGCCUCAGCCCAAGCGCGCCACUCCCACUGAACCUCCAUGGAACUGGUCACAGCGCAACGCCACCCUACACCAUCCCUGCAGAAGAGCUAAACAAGGAGGAUGUCAUUUUUUUCUAAAGAAGCCGCCCAGUCAGAAACAUGGGCCAUUUAAAGGAGAACCAUAGUUUUUCUAUCAGUACACACACAGCUUUAUGCAGAGAAUUGUCCAACUUUUUAUUCAGUUACCGAUUUUUAACCUUACUACUUCACACUUUUAUCCAAACUGCCUGUAAAGUUUAUUUAAUUUUUAGUGAUACAUGCUUAAAACAUUGGAUGCCAACACAUCAUCAAAGGAGUCCAGCGCUGAGUUCUUAUUUUUAUCAUUUUUAUUCAUCCCAAAGGCACAAACAGGAUCUGACUGAAAGGAGCACUAUGAAGGAGCAUGUUUGUUUUUUUUUGUCUUUUCCCAACUAGGAGUAAAAAUCAAUGAAGGAGAAGCGGUAAAAUCAGAACUCCAUAAUGAAGUCAUCCAGCUCUGCUUGAAGUUUCAUUUGCACAAAAAAAAAAAAGACAAAAAAUCCUUUCUAAAAAAAUUUAAGAAUAAUUUUAUGGGAAAAACUUU
Molecule: messenger RNA, 5442 nt
Organism: Cyprinodon tularosa
Lineage: Eukaryota; Metazoa; Chordata; Actinopteri; Cyprinodontiformes; Cyprinodontidae
Gene: arhgef18b
Product: rho/rac guanine nucleotide exchange factor (GEF) 18b
Exons: 33
Coding region: 15-4958 (1647 amino acids)
Biological process (GO): small GTPase-mediated signal transduction
Molecular function (GO): guanyl-nucleotide exchange factor activity
Source: RefSeq, a predicted model, not a curated record